Molecule: messenger RNA, 1140 nt
Organism: Thyridium curvatum
Lineage: Eukaryota; Fungi; Ascomycota; Sordariomycetes; Thyridiales; Thyridiaceae
Exons: 1
Coding region: 1-1140 (379 amino acids)
Source: RefSeq, a predicted model, not a curated record
AUGCCAUCUCCAGCAGGGAAACCCGAUGGUCCAAGGCUGAGGAGAAAGCUUCAAAAGGUCUCCAGGCAGCGGAACCAGCUGCCCGAACGGCCCGUGUCUGCCGUGUCCGACGACCUUGUCUACAAUAGAUGCGAUGUUUCGCCAAAGGUCUUCGUCCAGGAAGAGGCACCUCUCUCUGCACCGCCCAAUCACAGCCGCCCUCAAUGGCUUGACUAUCGUCGGCCAGGCGGGAAACCCCACGCCAUAAGCACAUCUUUACUCUCGCGGCGCAAACUGGAGAUCCCUGAUAUUAUCCCGGAACUCUCGCACCUGCAGGUCGGGGAUGAAAAACCGCGAUGCACCCCGGGCAGGUUGGCGGUGCCCCAUUCCGUAUCCACAAGCACUACCUCGACGAUGAGGAGACGAGCCAAGACGCCAGUCUACUCUAUCGGACAACUCGAGGGCAAGCCUUUGACUGUCGAGAUAAAGCCAGCCGAGGAGUCUAUCAGCGUUGAGGAGCUCGCUGAGCAGUAUAGAGCCUUGCUAGCAUCACGCAACUCAAUGUUCAAGGAUUCUCAGGCGGGAACCCCGCCCCCAAGCCAUGACGAGACUCUUCAUGUCGGACUCAGACGACAGUACAGCUCAGACGAGCUUAGUCGGCGGUACAGCUCGGAUGAGCUCAGCAACGAGAGUUCUUCCAGCCUGGCGACAAGCGGUCUCUCACCCACCUCUGACGAUGGUACUCUUGUUGCCUUUGACGAAGAGGCGGUCUACUUCAAGCCAGUUUCUUUCUCAACGGAGCCACAGUCGCCCAUGAGCAUCGAUUCUUUGCCGGCCAGGGAUUCCGAUGCAGCAACACAGCCAGACAGCCUGAGCCUCCAGAUCUGCAUUGAUCUGUUGAGCAAGGAGCUAGCGUCGGUGAUGAGUAGCCGGCUUAGCAAGCCGGGCUCUGACACUCCAGCACUCCAAAUAUGGGUGAUGAUCGAGGCUUACGAGCGGCUGAGAGAUCAGCUGCACCAGAAAUUCGACAAUCCGGCAGAAAGAAGAACGAUCGAGAUGAUGUUCGACAUGUGGCUACGCACCCUUUACAUGAUUCACGGCUCAAUGGCGCGAGACGACAGGUCCACCGAUAGCGAGUACGAAACCCCUUCCGAGGAUUAA